AUGACGGAGAACCAUCGGGUUCCGCCGCAAUGGCACGAGAGAAGGGAUGGAAUCAUUGGGAUCGAGAUACCAGCCAGCCAAAGUCUAGCUCUCCCUAACCGGCAAACUCGAACGCCGUCGAGUCGAGUAAAUGGUGUUCCUAUCAUGAGAAAAACGGAUUCCAAGGAUUUACGCACAUUUCUGAAGCGGAAGGCCGAAAUGAUCAAUUCCAAAGCCGAAGACUUGCGCGCCAAGCUUAGUCAGCCCAAGCAACAUGAUUUUCGACCGUGCCUCGAAGCGAAACGACAAGCGCAACAGGAAUUGAUAAAGGUUACGAACACCCCGCACCUCAACGUCAUAAUGGGUGGUUCACCUCCUUGCGGGGACUCGGUCACAAAGGUUCUCGUCGACACAGGCAGCUCAGUCGACCUUAUCUUUUGGGACACGCUCGACAAGAUGGGAGUCAACCUGCGAGACAUGAAGCCCUCCUCACGCACUCUCACGGGAUUCAAUGGUUCCUCAGAACAGAUGAUUGGGACAAUUCGUAUCCCAGUUUACGUAGGUGAUGUAACCCGCACUGUUAAGGUCUCGGUUAUCAGGGCUAGGGUGCCCUACAACGCAAUCCUCGGAACGCCGUGGUUACACUCCAUGAAAGCCAUUCUCUCCACCUAUCACCAAUGCGUUAAGUUCCCUGGGAAAGAUGGAACGACGCAGACGAUUCGCGGGGACCAACGGGCUGCGAGAGAGCUACUUAUUGCCGCAGUCAAGCUACAACAAUCACCUUCUCUCGUCAACGCAGUCACCAAACCAAUACAUAAGAUCUACCCUCAGAAGGAAGAAGUCCACGAGGUUCCCAUCGAUGAAGCUGACCCAUUGAAGGUCGUGCGCAUUGGCGCUUAUCUCCCCGACGAACUGCAGUCAUUAAUCAUUUCUUACCUCAAAGAGAAUGCCUCAACCUUUGCAUGGGUAACUUCUGAUAUGAAGGGUUUCGUCGCGGAAGUACGAUACCCGGAGUGGCUAGAAAACCCCGUGGUCAUUAAAAAGAAAAAUGGGAAAUGGCGCAUUUGUGUUGACUUUACGGAUUUGAACAAAGCAUGUCCAAAAGACAGUUACCCACUCCCGCAUAUCGACCGUCUGGUGGAGUCGACUGCCCGCAAUGAGCUCCAAACAUUUAUGGACGCUUUUUCCGGAUACAAUCAAAUCAUGAUGCAUACGGACGAUGGCGAGAAAACGGCGUUCAUAACAGACAGAGGGACGUAUUGCUACAAGAUCAUGCCUUUCGGCCUAAAGAACACAGAAGCGACUUACCAGCGUCUGGUCAAUAGAAUGUUUGCCGACAAACUCGGCAACACUAUGGAAGUUUACAUUGAUGAUAUGCUGGUGAAGUCACUUCGCACCAAGGACCAUCUCAACCAUUUACGAGACUGCUUCAAAACGCUGAACGAAUACGGAAUGGAGCUCAACCCGGUGAAAUGA
Brassica oleracea var. oleracea is the source of this 1455-nucleotide messenger RNA. RefSeq lists its product as uncharacterized. NCBI's taxonomy places the organism in Eukaryota, Viridiplantae, Streptophyta, Magnoliopsida, Brassicales, Brassicaceae. The transcript is spliced from 5 exons. The coding region runs from base 1 to 1455 and encodes 484 amino acids. The record is from RefSeq and is a predicted model, not a curated record.